This is a messenger RNA of Sordaria macrospora k-hell, 2456 nucleotides long. The record is from the annotation of a RefSeq genome assembly. NCBI's taxonomy places the organism in Eukaryota, Fungi, Ascomycota, Sordariomycetes, Sordariales, Sordariaceae.
AUGAUGGAAACACCUACUUCUUCGAGCAUCAAGAAGGCGGCUGCCUCUGUGAAUUUGGAGUCCGAGUUGACUUGUUCUAUCUGCACCGACCUCCUCUACCAACCCCUCACCCUCCUCGACUGCCUGCACACCUUCUGCGGCGCCUGCCUAAAAGAAUGGUUCGCCUCACAAGCCUACCGCGCCGAGACCUCUCCUCUCCCGCCUCCUCCUCCUUCCGAACAACACAAAGUCUUCACCUGUCCAGCCUGCCGCGACCCCGUGCGCGACACCAAGCACGAUGCGCGCGUCGCCACUUUGUUGGAAAUGUUUCUGGCUAUGAACCCCGAGCGCACGCGGCCGGAGGAGGAACGCAGGGAAAUGGAUGAACGGUACAGAAAGGGGAGUAAAGUGUUGCCGAGGAUAAAGAGGUGGGAGGACCGCACGGAAGAGGAGAUGAGGCUGGAUGAAGAAGAGAGGAGGGUGUUGCAUGAGGUGCAGGAGAUGAGCUUGAGGGAGGCGUGGGCGGCUUUGGAGGCAGGGAAUAGUGGGAGUAUGCUGGGGACGACUACGGGGAGCGCGACGGGGAGUAUGGUUGGUGUUGUUGGAGGAGGUGGUGGGGGUGGGAGUGCGGUUGGAGGUUCAUCGGAGAGGAGGAGGAGGGCUUCGCAUGCACCGCAUGGUUCGCACCAGAGCCAGGGGAUGACGAGUAGGGAUGUUAGUAGGAAUAGGGCGUCGGGAACGGGAACGGGAACGGGGAGUAUGGUGGGCAGAGAUAGGGAUAGGGAACGGGUGAGAGAUUCGUCGGCUGCGCCUAGUACCAGUAGUAGGAUACGGGCGCAGAAUGCGACGCUGCAUCCGGAGAAUCAUUAUGCCGACGAGAGGAGGAGAAGGAGGAGUGAAUCGCGUCAACGAGAGACGGAAGAGAGGACGAGGCGGCUUGAGCACCAGUCAUCUCUUAGGUCGCUGAUUAGUGCGGAUGACCUUGGUGAUAUCGAUAUCGAGCGGGAGAUUGAAGAGUUUGCGCGACAGAUCCAGGAGGAAGGGCUACUGGAUGGGUUGGAUUUGGAUAAUAUCGACUUGGACAACAACGACGAGCUUAGCAAGAAGAUCAUGGAGGCGUACAGGCGACGACACCGGGAGAGGACACGGGUGAAUGCCGAACGGAGUGCUAGGAGGAAUACUGCUGCUUCCAGUACAACGCAAUCAUCGUAUAGGCCGGAGCCUCUGGUUACUUCGAGGACGAGACCACCGCCGGAUCACGCUACACGACCAGCGAGUAUACGCAGUGGGGUUUCACGGUCGAGGGAGCCAAGUGCUAGCAGUAACGAGGAACGACAUCGAUACCCUCCAUCCGCGGGUGCGGCGCAUCUGGAUGUUCAGGGAGCUUCGAGAAGGCGCAGGACGACAAGCAGCGCCAGUCGGAGUUCUACUGUGCCGGUCCCGUCACAGGCCGAACAGCAACCCCGUGUGUCAGCCCACCGUUCGCAAACCGAGGUGAUCAGGUCAUCCACCACUUCUGAGGCGACGCAGCCAAUCAGACCCAGCGUGGGAGUGAUCACGGAAACACGAAGCUCCAGUUCGCCAACUGUCAGCAGCAGCAACCCCCUACUUACAACGACUACGGCAAACUCUUCAGACAUGAGGGCGCUGUCGUUCAAUGCUCGAGCUGCGGGUAUAGGGGUCACACAACCACAUACACAAACAGACGGCUCAUCAGAUUCCGACACUUCGGGAAGGAGGAGAAGAAGAACGACGACGACGACCUCUGAUCGACGACCUUCUACUACACAAGGGAAAUCCGAAAUUACUUCCGCCCCAUCGGUACCCAACUUUGUGUCAACCUCCGGUCCCGUAAGCAUCCAUCUAGCCGCCAACAACAGCACACCACCAGUACAGCCACAGCUUCAACCUUCCAACAUGCCGCGCUACUCGGAACCCCUCAUCAACUGCAACGGUUGCGGCAUGGAGCACAUCGAAUACAAGCUUCACUUCAACUGCUCCAUCUGCCACAACGGCGACUGGAACAUCUGUCUCGACUGCUGGCGCAAGCGCAAAGGAUGUCUGCACUGGUUCGGCUUCGGCUACGCCGUCUGGCACCGGUGGAACAAGGCCAAAGCCAGCGGCCACCAUCCGAAUCUUCCUCCUCCGCACCGGCUGACGGCCGUCCGGUACCUACCGCCUCUACCACCUCCCUCAAAACCAAGCGACGUCAGCAGCAGCAGCAGUUCUCGCGCCCGCAGCAGCCUGGCCGCCAACCCGCUCGAUCGCCUGCAAAGCGGCACCUUCUGCUGUCGCUGCUCGGCCUUUGCUAAUGAGUGCUACUGGCGCUGCGAGUUCUGCAAUGAGGGGGAGUGGGGGUUUUGCAAUAAUUGCGUGAAUCAGGAAAAGGCUUGUUCGCAUCCUUUGCAGGCACUUACUUAUUUACCUCCGGCGUCUUCGGCUCCGGUGACAAGUGGUACACCACCAGCGCCAGCUGA